Messenger RNA from Myripristis murdjan (pinecone soldierfish), 3981 nucleotides. RefSeq names its product actinin, alpha 2b (gene actn2b). The transcript has 20 exons. The coding region runs from base 166 to 3000 and encodes 944 amino acids. Gene Ontology annotation, molecular function: protein binding; calcium ion binding. NCBI's taxonomy places the organism in Eukaryota, Metazoa, Chordata, Actinopteri, Holocentriformes, Holocentridae. The record is from RefSeq and is a predicted model, not a curated record.
UCUCAGGUCGGGAGGACGAGGGCAAGCGUGAGAGAGACUGAGAGAGGAGAAGCAGACCUACAGAGGGGAGGCUUUAUCGCGUCUGUAAUCCGGCUGUUCAUCCAAUUCAAGAGUCCUGAAAGAUAAUAAGCAGUUGAGUUUCGGGGGAAUAACAAGUGCAGCAAGAUGAUGACCCAGGUGGAGACAACGGUGCACUAUGAUAACGGCUACGAGGAAGAGUACAUGAUACAGGAGGAGGAAUGGGACAGGGACCUGUUGCUGGACCCUGCCUGGGAGAAACAGCAGAGGAAAACCUUCACAGCCUGGUGUAACUCCCACCUGAGGAAAGCAGGGACACAGAUUGAAAAUAUUGAGGAGGACUUCAGGAAUGGACUCAAACUCAUGCUUCUUCUGGAGGUUAUCUCAGGAGAGAGGUUACCCAAGCCAGACAGAGGGAAGAUGCGUUUCCAUAAGAUUGCCAACGUCAACAAAGCCCUGGACUUCAUCACAAGCAAAGGUGUAAAACUGGUCUCGAUCGGAGCUGAAGAGAUUGUGGAUGGAAAUGUAAAGAUGACUCUUGGAAUGAUCUGGACCAUCAUCCUCCGCUUCGCCAUUCAGGACAUUUCUGUGGAAGAAACAUCUGCCAAGGAAGGCCUUCUGCUGUGGUGCCAGAGAAAGACUGCCCCCUACAGGAAUGUCAAUGUCCAAAACUUCCAUGUCAGCUGGAAGGACGGCCUGGCCUUCUGCGCCCUGAUUCAUAGACACAGACCCGACCUCAUCGACUACUCUAAGCUGAACAAGGAUGAUCCUCUGGGGAACCUGAACCUGGCUUUUGACAUUGCUGAGAAACACCUGGACAUUCCCAAAAUGCUGGAUGCAGAGGACAUCAUCAACACCCCCAAGCCUGAUGAGAGAGCUAUCAUGACCUAUGUGUCCUGCUUUUACCAUGCUUUUGCUGGAGCUGAACAGGCAGAGACGGCUGCGAACAGGAUCUGCAAGGUGCUGGGUGUCAACCAAGAGAAUGAGAAACUGAUGGAGGAGUAUGAGAGACUGGCCAGUGAGCUGCUGGAGUGGAUCCGCCGCACCACUCCCUGGUUGGAGAACCGGACGCCGGAGAAGACUAUGGUGGAGAUGCAGAGGAAGCUGGAGGAUUUCAGGGACUACAGGCGCAUGCACAAGCCCCCUAAGGUGCAGGAGAAGUGCCAGCUGGAGAUCAGCUUCAACACCCUGCAGACCAAACUGCGUAUCAGCAAUCGUCCCGCCUUCAUGCCCUCUGAGGGGAAGAUGGUGUCUGACAUAGCCAGUGCAUGGCAGGGCCUGGAGCAGGCAGAGAAGGGCUACGAGGAGUGGCUCCUCACAGAGAUCCGUAGGCUGGAGAGGCUGGACCACCUGGCUGAGAAGUUUCGUCAAAAAGCCACCAAUCACGAGACCUGGGCUAGCGGCAAGGAGUAUCUCCUGUCCCAGAAGGACUAUGAAUCGGCCACCUUGACAGAGGUACGGGCACUGCUUCGGAAACAUGAGGCCUUUGAAAGUGACCUGGCAGCACACCAGGACAGAGUGGAGCAGAUUGCAGCCAUCGCACAGGAGCUAAAUGAGUUAGACUACCAUGAUGUGGCUGGUGUGAACAAGCGCUGCCAGAGCAUCUGUGACCUGUGGGACCGUUUGGGAACCCUGACCCAAAAGAGGAGAGAGGCACUGGAGCGGACAGAGAAGCUGCUGGAGACUAUUGAUCAGUUGUUCCUGGAAUUUGCCAAGCGGUCGGCCCCUUUCAACAACUGGAUGGAAGGAGCCAUGGAGGAUCUGCAGGAUAUGUUUAUAGUGCAUACUAUUGAAGAAGUCCAGAGUCUAAUUGCAGCUCAUGAGCAGUUCAAAGCUACCCUCCCCGAGGCAGAUGGAGAGAGACAGGCUAUCAUGGGAAUCCACAAUGAGGUGCAGAAAAUUUCCCAGAGCUAUGGGAUCAAGGCCAAUAUCGUCAACCCCUACAGCACCAUCACAAUUGAAGAGCUUCUCAACAAGUGGGAUAAGGUGAAGAAGCUGGUUCCUCAGAGAGAUGGCGCCCUCCAGGAGGAGAUGGCACGCCAGCAUGCCCAUGAAAGGCUGAGACGACAGUUUGCUGCCCAGGCCAAUCUCAUUGGACCCUGGAUCCAGACCAGAAUGGAGGAGAUUGGUCGCUGUUCCCUGGAGCUUGGAGGGACCCUGGAGGACCAGAUGACCCAGCUGAAGCAGUGCGAGCACGUCAUCGUCGCCUACAAGCCCAACAUUGAUAAGUUGGAAGGAGACCACCAGCUAAUCCAAGAGUCACUGGUGUUUGAUAACAAACACACCAACUACACCAUGGAGCACAUCCGUGUAGGCUGGGAGCUGCUCCUCACAACCAUUGCCCGCACCAUCAAUGAGAUUGAGACCCAGAUCCUGACCCGGGAUGCCAAGGGCAUCAGCCAGCAGCAGAUGAACGAGUUCAGAUCCUCUUUCAACCACUUUGACCGGAAGAAGAACGGGGCGAUGGACACUGACGACUUCAGAGCCUGUCUCAUCUCCAUGGGUUACGACUUGGUAGGCUGUUUCAAGCUCUGUAGAGGGAUGGGUGGGCUGCUGUAUUACUUUCAAAUAUUCAUGGAAAAACAUUCUUUAAUAAUGUAUGGUUUAUUUUCGAAACUCACACAUACUGUCCCUUCUCUCUGCCUCUGUGCAUCCGUUUCUCAGGGCGAGGUGGAGUUUGCCCGUAUAAUGAUGCUGGUGGACCCCAACGCCACUGGAAUAGUCUCCUUCCAGUCUUUCAUUGAUUUCAUGACCAGAGAGACCGCUGAUACAGACACUGCAGAGCAAGUUGUGGCGUCCUUCCGGAUCCUGGCAACUGACAAGCCCUACAUCCUGGUGGAAGAGCUGAGGAGAGAGCUUCCUCCUGACCAGGCAGAGUACUGCAUCAUGAGGAUGCCUCCAUACAAAGGCCAUGGAGCACCACCGGGGGCGCUAGACUACACUGCCUUCUCCACUGCCCUUUAUGGAGAAAGCGACCUUUAACCUUACUUCUAACUGACCCUUCACAUAUUGACCCUUUCCCCAACCACAAAUGUGCCCCACACCUCUCAAUUUUUCAAAUAAUGUAAGCGGUCUAUGAACAGGAAAGGAUUGCAAAUGUUUCAUAAAACAUGUUUGGGGCCUUAGCCAUUUGAUUUCUGUUGAUUUGUCUCCCGUUGUGCAUUGUGAUGAGUCUUGCCCCUUUCCUCCUCUCUUUGGAUGAAAGAGCCCCCUUAAAUCAAAUACUCACCACUAUAGUAACAAAACAUCUCCCAUAUUCAAACCAUAUUUUGAGAUACAGUACAUUGUAUAUUUUAUCUUAACUGUGUGACACAAUAUUCACACAUAAGAUUGUUUUCUGUGAUUCAGUUGAAAUUACAUGAGAAUUUUGCAUCAUUAAAAAUACAGAUCACUUAGAAGCACUUGUACCGCAACAGAAUGGUAGUGUUUGCAUAGAUUUUUUUUUUUUUUGUUUAUCUGUUGCAGCAGUUAGACAUAAAGGUCUGUUUUGAUCCAGAGCUGAUGUUUUGUUUUCAUGUUUCCUCUCAGUGCCUUUGUUUUGGCAAUAAAAGCUAUUAAUAAGGGAUGCUGAGAUGUGGCUCUAAACAAAUUACUUUCUGCUAAAACUAUAUCUUUAAAGAACACAAAUAUUGAAUAACUUCAAGAGGAUGAAAAACAGAUCAAAUGCCAAUUUAUGAUUCAUGUAAGAGGUAUAAUGUGGAUGUUUUCAAAGCCAUGAAAGUUUCUUUUGAUUGUACUAAAUGAAGUGCCAAUUUGUUUUUUCUGUAAUCUGAUUACAUCAUCGAUGUUGCCUUAGAUACAACUGACCAGAGUUACCCAUGGCUUUAGUGUUUGAUAAGAAACACACCAAAUAGAGUGUGGUUAUGUUGCAUUAUGUUGGGCAGGGGAGGACAUUCAAUCAGUAUAGACACCUUACUUUCAAUGUUUUAAGAAACUUACCACCUCUGUUACUGGAGAAUUCGA